Molecule: messenger RNA, 540 nt
Organism: Heterobasidion irregulare TC 32-1
Lineage: Eukaryota; Fungi; Basidiomycota; Agaricomycetes; Russulales; Bondarzewiaceae
Exons: 9
Cellular component (GO): mitochondrion; cytoplasm; membrane
Source: RefSeq, a predicted model, not a curated record
AUGGCGUCCGCGUACAGAGCCUACAGCAACCUGCUCCUCCGCCGCCCGCUCGCGACCCAGUGCGUCACCUCCGCCGUCCUCUUCGGCGCGGGCGACGCCAUCGCCCAGCAGGCGGUAGAAAAAAAGGGCACACACCACGACCUCGCGCGCACCGCCCGCUUGGCGUUCUACGGCGGCGCGCUCUUCGGCCCGCCCAUCACCAAAUGGUUCCAGUUCCUCGGCCGCCUCCAGUUCUCCACCCCCGCAAAAGCCGUCGCCUACCGCACGUUCCUCGACCAAAGCCUCGCCGCGCCCCUCGCCGUCGGCUGGUUCUUCGGCUGGAUGACGCUCCUCGAGGGCAAGGGCCCCGCCGCGAUCUCUGAGCGCCUCGGCAGCGCCUACGCGCCGACGCUCAUGCGCAACUGGUCAGUCCCGGCCGUCUUCGCCCCGGCGCAAGUCCUCAACUUCGCGCUCGUCCCGCCCCAAUUCCGGUUCGUCUUCGUAGGCGUCGUCAGCCUCUUCUGGAACACGUACCUGAGCGCCGUGAACGCGCAGCAAAAG